AUGGCCGACCAGCAGCCCGACGACCGCGCUCGCCCCUACAAGAGCCGGAGCAGGCGCCCCUGUGACUUCUGCCGCUACAAGCGCGCUGCCUGCCUGCUCGCCGCCGCCCCGCCCUGCGAGCUAUGCGCCCGCCAUGGCAAGCAAUGCACUUUCGUUGAGAAUCCCGCCAAGCGCAGGAGGUGCAGCUCUGACCACGGCGUCCACACCGACUCGCCGACGUCGCCUGUUGCCGCCUCCCCCGCUCCCUCGCGACUGCUGCCUGCCGACGCCCGUGCCUCAGCAGUCACCCAGCACUCAACUCCCCCGGAGCCAGCCCUUCUCCUCGCCUCUGAUCCCGCCCAUGAUCCUCCUCACGAACCCUCGUCCUUGGAUGCUGCGACCGGCCACAAUGCGCAGAUCGUUGGUCUGAGCGGCGAGUCGGACCCUUAUCUCCUGCGCCUCUACCGUUUUGACGACAGCGACCAAUGCCCCUUCCAGCAGCUGAGCAUCCGGAACGUCGGCCUGAGCGACGGUGUGCCCGUCCAGUUCAUGGUGCAAGACAACUACUUGGCCAGCAAAGCCCAGCCAGCCGACUUUGGCAAGAGCGUGUCUGCCAUCCGAGAUGAGAUCACAGCCAUGGUCGAGAACGACGUGGGAAAGAGGCUUGUUCGAUUGUUCUUUCGCUAUGUUCAGCCGUACUUUCCUGUCCUAUCCCACGAGCGCAUCGUUCGGACAGCGGAUUGCGAUCCUGGCGCCAUACCCACAUGCUUAUUGGCCGCGAUAUACGGUCACGCACUGCCGUUUUGUGUCUUUGAUGACAGACUCUGUGUGCAAGUCUACCAGCCUCCCUCUCCGGACGAUCUCUUCCAGCUGGCAUGGCAAUCUGCACUUCCUCAAUAUCACACCCCUUCUUUGUCCGUAGUCCAGACCCUCUUACUCCUGGUGCAGCGUCGACCUACAAAUCGACACGUGGCCGACACCCCUUUUAAGUGGACCAUGAUGGCCGAGAUAUUCGCUCUCGCCCAAACGCUGGGACUCAACAUUGAUCCUUCAGGCUGGUCUAUUCCUCACUGGGAGAGAAGGCUCAGGCGACGCCUUGCAUGGGCCGUAUACGUUCAGGACAAGUGGUUGAGCCUGAAUUUCGGACGGAGCUCGCACAUCCAGAUGGAUGACUGGGAUGUCGAGCCCCUGAGUCAGGACGACUUUGACGAUGCAGGCUCAACCCAGUUCGCUCUCUGUAAUCACUUUCUGCAUUUGGUAGCUCUGACGCAGAUCGUUGCCCAGAUCCAGUCGAACUUGUUUUCUCUCAAAGCUACGCGCUAUCUUUCCGGCUCAUUGGAAGCAACAUUCGACGCAGCAAAGCCGCUCAGGAUAGCCCUUGCGGAUUGGUCCCAAGCACAUCCGCUCGUCGCUGCCCGAACAUCUGCAUCGCAGGACCUAGAUGGCAACGGAAGUCUCCGCCUUGCGUAUAUUACAGCCAAGGUUAGCAUUUUCCGUGCCCUUUUGAGGCCUAAGAUCUCGGAGGCAUCUACGGGAGCAAGAAUUGCAUUGCGGAUCGGCGCCAUCGGCGUGGCGCGUGAGAUGUACGAUUUCCUCUCGGGACUGGAAACACACCAUCUCGAGGCAUUUUGGCAUUCCUACUCACGUGUGAAUUUUGCAAUUGCCAGCAAUUUCAUGGUGUUGCUCUUCGCCUCAUCUUUGACAGAGACUGACGCCCAGGAGUCGCUUACUUUGCUCAACAGAUGGCGUAACCUCCUCAGGAUCAAGUCGAGAAGCUGCAAUCUGUUAAACCUGAGCCUGCUGCGGCUAGACGCCAUGUACGUUGCGGGAUUGGAUCGGCUUGUGGAACUGUCUCCGGCCGCAUCGUCAGCCUUUUCACGAAGCAAUGACAGUAUCGAAUAA
Molecule: messenger RNA, 1881 nt
Organism: Diplodia corticola
Lineage: Eukaryota; Fungi; Ascomycota; Dothideomycetes; Botryosphaeriales; Botryosphaeriaceae
Product: fungal specific transcription factor domain protein
Exons: 4
Coding region: 1-1881 (626 amino acids)
Biological process (GO): DNA-templated transcription
Cellular component (GO): nucleus
Molecular function (GO): DNA binding; DNA-binding transcription factor activity, RNA polymerase II-specific; zinc ion binding
Source: RefSeq, a predicted model, not a curated record